CCUUAUGGAUCCUUCUGAUGUGCACUUGGAAAGCUCUUCUGUGUUGGCCUGGCCUUUUAUCUGCUUAGUCUUCAGAUGCUUCUAUUUUAUCUAUUUCUGAACUUCCAGAGCUCCAGAAAGCCUUCAGCCCAAUUUAAUAUGGAAUAAAGCAAAAAAGCAUGGUUUGAUUCCAGACCAAGUCGGUCAGGCAACAGUUAGAUAAGUAUAAUUAGACUUGUAAUUGGAAUGCGUAGUAGACAAUUAGUUUUUGUAAAUGUGUGUAAUUUAAUCCCAAGUAAAGGGUCAGGAGGACCUUGCUGUGAACGAGGUUAAGGAGUAACAUGUAUAAUUUCCAGGCCUUCUGAUGCUCAUGUCUGACACAGCUGGAGAAGAGCAUGUCCAUCUUUCCAAUGGCAGCACAAAAUCCACCCUCCACGAGAGCUCUGGAAUGCUGUGAAGACUCCCAGCCCAGGCACACUCCUCUCCGGAUUAUCUCCAUCCCAAGGAAGCUCGUAUCCAAGAGAGUUCCCGGUCUUCCAGCAUGAAUCCUGUUUACAGCCCCGUCCAACCUGGGGCUCCCUAUGGAAACCCGAAGAACAUGGCCUAUACAGGUUAUCCAACAGGCUAUCCCACUGCUGCCCCAGCCUACAAUCCCAACAUGUAUCCAACCAGCAGCCCCGGCUACGCCCCAGCCACACUUCUGAUGAAGCAGGCCUGGCCCCAGACCUCCUCGUCCUGUGCCACCGAGGGCACCUUCCACCUCCCGGUGGACACUGGCACGGAGAACAGAACCUACCAGGCUUCUUCUGCAGCAUUCAGGUACACUGCGGGGACUCCCUACAAGGUGCCACCAACCCAGAGUAACAACGCCCCUCCUCCCUACUCGCCCUCUCCGAACCCGUACCAGACCGCGAUGUACCCCAUCAGAAGUGCCUACCCACAGCAGAACCUGUACACCCAGGGAGCUUAUUACACCCAGCCCGUGUACGCGGCCCAGCCCCACGUCAUCCACCACACCACGGUGGUGCAGCCCAACAGCAUCCCCUCGGCCAUCUACCCCGCGCCCGUGGCCGCGCCCCGCACCAACGGCGUGGCCAUGGGCAUGGUGGCUGGCACCACCAUGGCCAUGUCAGCAGGAACCUUGUUGACCACCCCCCAACACACCGCCAUCGGAGCACAUCCAGUGUCCGUGCCAACGUACAGGGCUCAAGGAACCCCCACCUACAGCUACGUACCUCCACACUGGUAAACCACUGGCCAAUCCAUAUCCAGAGUCAAACAUUGUAUGCAACUACACAAGUCUUACAUCGGUGCUGCGGCCGCUGGGCUGCAGCGCCUCGUCUGUUUGCAAGAACAAA
Molecule: messenger RNA, 1337 nt
Organism: Camarhynchus parvulus
Lineage: Eukaryota; Metazoa; Chordata; Aves; Passeriformes; Thraupidae
Gene: FAM168A
Product: family with sequence similarity 168 member A
Exons: 9
Coding region: 521-1228 (235 amino acids)
Biological process (GO): positive regulation of base-excision repair
Source: RefSeq, a predicted model, not a curated record